Messenger RNA from Tuber aestivum (summer truffle), 1916 nucleotides. The record is from the annotation of a GenBank genome assembly. Lineage: Eukaryota; Fungi; Ascomycota; Pezizomycetes; Pezizales; Tuberaceae.
AUGGAGGAGACGAUAGUCAUGUGGGUAGUCCUGGGCACUAUUUUUGUGGAAGCCUGUCUUGACUUUUGCACUGUUAUGGUGAUGCUAUAGACUCCCGUGCACCAUGCCCGUAGUGCCGUAGAGGAGGAAUCUGAAGGUGAAUCUUGUGGGGUGGGCUUUGCCACAGCCUCCUGGCAAAAUAUCUAUGCGCAGAUGGACAACAACGCCAAAUGGGUGCUUGCUAGCGGUCGUAGCGUGGAAAAUGUCAUCUAUGAGGCUUGCAAGCUGAUGAACUCUCGCACACGUGAGUGGUCUCCUGCUCGAUUCUUCAUCCUGGAUAUAUUGGAUCCUGUGGUCAAGGGCUGGUUUAGGGAGAAUGAAUGGGCGGAGAUAACGGCAAGAUUAUCUCCCUUGCCAGAUCCUGAGAGCAUGUUACUCGAUUCAUUGAAACGAUUCCGUACCAUCGAGACAACAACUAUGCUCCGUGAGGUCCUUACGUCAGGUUUACUUCCUAAUGCCGCUACCUACGACCAAACCCUUCAUUCUAUUUUGCAAUGGGCCGAGAUGGUCAUUCGUAAAUAGUACGUAUUCCUGCCUUUCUUCCCCCCUUUGUUCUCUCCCUUGUACACGAUCCCUGCGUAGAGACAAUACUGAUACCCCACUCCAUUCCAACCAGUUUAAUGCUCCUCGAAGCACCCACCAAUCCACUUACGCGGCAACAUCAAGAAGGCUGGUACGGCUACAACAUCUGGUCUCACAUCCUCGACGACUGCUUCCUAGACCUCAAGGGCCUGACCGUCGAGCGCAAGGAAGUCCAUUGUCAGGCCUCCUCAGAGCGCAAGAACCGCCACAGGGAGAGCCCUACAGAAAGGAGGAGAGUCGGGAACCGCCUUGAUGGGAUUAUCCACACCUUAGAGGACCGCCCUCUUGAGUACGGCGGGAUGGAAGACGGGCCAACCUUCUCUGACGUGAAGAAUACGAAGUGGCUCUCUGACAAGUUCAAACUUGUUGAAAAUUUGCGGGACAUGCUCUCCAGGCUGCAUGAGGAAGUACAUUAUGACUCGAGAAUCACACGACUGGUAAAGGUUGUUGGGAUUUUAACGGGAGGGUUGCGGCUGCAGUAUUCUCUCUUAGGAUACCCGGGGGUUGGGUAUGUAUGUUUGCUCCAGAGUGGGGAGGUAAUGCAAGUACCAAUCACUGUCAAGGGGCUCCCGCUGCUGCUUGAUAUGCUGGCAGUUGUUUCGCAGCUGAAGCAGGUGAUCAAAUUGUCAUUUGAGGCGGUAGAGAACAGGUUUUUUGCCCAGAAGGAGGAUGCUUCUUGUGAUGGAUUGGUUGGCGGGAACGCCAUGAGGAGCCAGGCGAGGUUAGGUUGGGCGCCUUGCACCCCAUAAUGGGUGGGGAAAGGCAGGAUGAAUUACAUUUGCAAAGGCCGACUUGAAUGUUUUGGAACUAGGUUUGCAUCCCCUCCGCUCUAUGUUUAUACUGGUCUUGUAACUCUCUAUAUUGUCCCCGAGCAGCUAGGCCAUAAUGAAACACUCACGCAACCGAUUCCAUUAGGUAAUUUAGCUUCUAGAGUUGUUCCGCUGCCGAUUUGCCGGAUGCAAAAAUGUUGGUAGUAAGAGAACCAGAGAGUACGAUGCCGGAACUCGUUUCAAGAGCACCGCAUGCGACACGAUUCAUCACUGUCUUUUUUUGUUUUUUUUGGGCUAUUUGGAACUAAUGGGCGGUUAAAUUGCGAACGAAGUUUUCCUUAUGAGUUUUGUAUUUAGUUCUUUUGUGAAUUGGGUUGAAUAUGAAGUAUUGAACCAUGUAUUGAUAUAUUUCUUGUACCGCGCAUCGCGAUUUGCAUGACGCAGAAUUAGUUGGAAAGAGUGGUCGAAAUGACCGCUCCAUACUGGGAAGGCUGUCACUCAAUAUAGCACUCUUGCCGUCAGGAC